Metarhizium robertsii ARSEF 23 is the source of this 1017-nucleotide messenger RNA. Its product is annotated as Alcohol dehydrogenase superfamily, zinc-type. The coding region runs from base 1 to 1017 and encodes 338 amino acids. NCBI's taxonomy places the organism in Eukaryota, Fungi, Ascomycota, Sordariomycetes, Hypocreales, Clavicipitaceae. The transcript is spliced from 2 exons. Gene Ontology annotation, molecular function: oxidoreductase activity, acting on NAD(P)H. The record is from RefSeq and is a predicted model, not a curated record.
AUGGCGAGUGCGGUUUCUUUGCCGAUAGCCCGCACGGCUAUUGUCGAGGGCGAUGACCACCGCCUUCGCAUCGAGCAUAAUGAUCCGCUCCUCCGUCUCCGACCGGACGAGGUCCUGGUCCAUGUCAUGGCCGUCGCAAUCAACCCAUGCGACUACAAGAUGCACGAGCGCUUCCCCUGCCCUGGGGCGGUGGACGGUUGCGAUUUUGCAGGAGUGAUCGUCGCUCUCGGAUCGGACGUGACAAAGUGGAGCAUCGGAGACCGAGUCUGCGGGGCCGUCCACGGCUCAAAUCCUCUCCGGCCCGAGUCCGGCGCCUUUGCCGAUUACAUACCGUGCGAAUCCGAGUUCACACUCAAGAUCCCGGCCGAUAUGUCGUUCGAAGAAGCUGCCGCGCCGGGGGGGACGGGCCUGGCGACACUGGGCAUGGCGCUGUUCAAGGAACUGGCUUUGCCAGGGACCCUGGACGAGCCGGCGACGAAGCCGCGGACAGUGCUUGUGCACGGGGGAAGCUCUUCGGUGGGAACCAUGGCGAUGCAGUUGGUGCGACUGUUCGGCGCGGCGGAGGUUUUUGAUUACAAUUCUCCAGACUGCGCCCAAAACAUCAAAGCCUAUACCAAAAACACGCUUGCGUACGUGCUUGAUCCUUUUACGGAUGCUAAGAGCAUCGCCCUCUGUUUUGCGGCUAUGGGCCGUGCCGGUGGCCGCUAUGCCUGCUUGGAGAUGUACCCAGACUACGUCCUCGAGCGCAAAUCCAUCAAGGUGGGCUUCAUCAUGGGUCCUUCACUGCUGGGCCACCGACUUGCGCUGAGCUACGGCUACGAGCGGGACGAGGAUCCCGAAAUGCGAGCGUUUGGGGUGCAGUGGUACCGUAGCGUGCAGAAGAUGCUGGACCAGGGGAAGUUGAGACCACAUCCACUAAGGAUUCUGGGCAACAGCUUUGAAGCAGUGCUGGAAGGAGUUGAUAUGCUAAAACGAAAGGCUGUUUCUGGCGAGAAGUUGGUUGUGGCCCUUGGUUAA